This is a messenger RNA of Suillus clintonianus, 1248 nucleotides long. Its product is annotated as NADP-dependent oxidoreductase domain-containing protein. Gene Ontology annotation, cellular component: cytosol. NCBI's taxonomy places the organism in Eukaryota, Fungi, Basidiomycota, Agaricomycetes, Boletales, Suillaceae. The transcript has 9 exons. Bases 216 to 1211 code for a protein of 331 amino acids. The record is from RefSeq and is a predicted model, not a curated record. Gene Ontology annotation, molecular function: aldose reductase (NADPH) activity.
CUUGGGUGUUCAAGCGAUUCGGUAUGGUCCAGGUGUUGCGGCAGAGGGAGCAUCGCGCCCGUUGUUCGAAAGUUCAUGCUUCAACGUAUUGUUCCAGUAAUCGCCAAUGCGCUGCGUCUGAAGUUCCCAGGACCCUCAGUCGCUGGCACGAAAUCUCACGAUCAUUCAGAAGAUAACUUGUACCAUGGUGUUAGCUUCAACGUCUCUAGCUACCCAUGUCUCAUCUCAUUGCCCUUAACAAUGGGCAGACCAUACCUGCUGUCGGGUUCGGAACAUGGCAACCGAAACCCAAUGCCAGCGAAGGCGUCCGCGCCGUCGAACAUGCGCUGAAAGCGGGCUAUAGACACAUUGAUUGUGCUUGGUACGAAGCGUUGGUUGAUUGUGAAAUGAUUUUGACGAGCGCAUCACACGGAAGGUUAUAUGGCAACGAAAAGGAAGUCGGCGAGGGUCUGCGUGCAUCGGGUGUUCCGCGGGAGGAGGUGUUUCUCACCAGCAAGGUUUGGGGUACAUACCAUAGACGUGUCGAGGAAUGCCUCGACCAGACGCUUGCAAACCUAGGAACGACAUAUGUUGACCUUUACCUCAUCCACUGGCCGGUUGCUCUGAACCCGAACGGGAAUCACCCUAUCAAGCCGAUGCGCGCGAACGGAGCCAUUGACAUUGAUGAAUCCUGGGACAUCAGAGACACCUGGAAAGCUAUGGAGGCUAUGGUAAAGAAGGGUAAAGUCAAGGCAAUCGGCGUGUCAAACUUCUCCCAGAUGAUUCUCGAGAAGAUUUUGCCCACAGCUGAGAUCAUUCCGGUCGUCAAUCAGCUCGAGCUCCACCUGUACAAUCCGCAGUUGAAGCUUCUCGAUUACUUGAAAUCGAAGAAAAUCGUUCCACAAGCAUACUCGCCCCUUGGUUCGACCAACGCUCCACUGCUGACCGACGAGACUGCCACUGAGAUUGCGAAGAAGCGUGGUCUCAAGAGCACAUCCGAUGUACUUCUGGGUUACCUGCUGACAAAGGAUGUGAUUGUUCUUCCAAAAUCAAUGACGCCAUCCCGUAUCGAGUCCAACUUGACCGGUGCGCUAGAAGCAUAUAAGGUUCUGACGCCAGAUGACUUAAAUGUCCUUGACGGUAUUGCUGCGAGUGGCAAGCAGAAGCGUUUCUUCUCACCUCAUUGGGGUAUUGAUCUCGGUUUUGACAACUGGCCCGCUCCAACCAAUUAAAUUGUAGGGCAAAAUUGUAGCAUCUGAGAUAGCAGAC